CCCUUGGUGAAGCAGGCAGCUGUUAUGUGUUGAACUGGCGCGCAGUGUGUAAAGGAAAGACAAAAAUCUCAUAGUGUAUGCGUGAAAGAGAGAAAUAUAAGUUUCAUAUACGAAGUUUACCGAAGCAUAAUUCAACACUGCAUUCAGCACUUUGCUCCGUUAGUCUGGAAGAAAACUUUGCCUCGUGUGGAAAUAGUGCGUUGGCUCGGAUUAGUAGCGUUUUUUUUUAUAAAAUUAGCCAUUAUUUUUAUUAUACAGUAAGCAAUUGCUUCAUAUUAAAUAAAAUAAAACAAUCGGGAAGAAUAACGUUUUUCGACAAAAAAUCUUGUCUAAGAAAGAAACAUGAUUUAGUUUAAGUUAGCAUUGUGAUGUUAAUGCGCUUGUGCUCUUGUCGGAUCUAUAGUGAAGCCGGCGAGUGAAGCAACAGGCCGUGGGAAUAAAGUGUAGGAUUACUUUACUUCUGCUGUACAGUAUAAUCGAUGGUUGAAGCCUAAUUCACGAACACUGGAUGUUUUAUCAAAGGUUGUGCUGUACUCGAGUAUCCAAAGUACAACUUCAAAGCCAUGAGCGGAUUAGCGAGUGAAGUGUGAGUGUGUGCCACCUAAUGUAACAACAAAUGCAAUGUUACGGGAAUAAGAUGAAAUUUUUAGAAAUAUGUGUAAUGUAGUGACAGUGCAGAAUUGCAAAUGAGUGUUUUAAUAUCUCACCAUAGAUUUUAAUUAAUGUACCGAGAUAGCCAUCAUCACACUGGAGUAACGGUUGCUAUCUCAUCAUACGACAAGUUUUACCUGCUCGUGGCAAAGGUCUGAAACACAAUCAACCAACGGAGGUUAAAACGUAUUCCGCACAAUGCAUAGGAUUGACCUUUACUGUUUUCUGUGCUUAACUUCAAUGUUUCUAAUAAAACAGAUCGAAUGCUCCGGACUGUUUGAGCUCAAGUUGAAAUACUUCAGUAAUGAACGAGGAGUUGAUAACGACGGUACUUGUUGUUCUGGGCAAUCUGAUUUGAAUGGUGUCUGUAUCGGAACGUGCAAAACCCGAUUUCGGGCCUGUUUGAAACAUUACCAGGCGAAAAUUGAUACCUCGUCACCAUGCACGUUUGGAGACUUCACCACCCCGAUGUUUGAAGGAAAUUCGCUCAAUCUGACAGAGAAAGUAAUGCAAGAAGGGUUCGAAAAUCCAAUACGUUUUCCAUUUGAGUUUGGGUGGCCGGGAACUUUUACUUUAAUUCUAGAGGCAUGGCUUGAUACAAAUGCAACCACAACAAGAUCCCCUGGUGUUUUAAUUUCACGACUUUCAAUUCAACGAGUAUUGGACGUUUCAGCGGAGUGGACCGAGGACAGUUACAAUUCAUCGCACACGGUUAUGCAGUACGCAUUUCGAGUUACAUGUGACGCGUCUUACUACGGUGUGGGAUGUGCCAAUCUUUGCCGAAAGCGCGAUGAUCAGUUUGGUCAUUACACGUGCUCACCAACUGGUGAGCGUGUAUGUCUUUCCGGGUGGCAGGGAGAUUAUUGCACCACUGCUCGUUGCACUCCUGGAUGUGAUGAACAACACGGACACUGUAGCAAGCCAAACGAAUGCAUAUGUCAAUCCGGCUGGAAAGGAGUUCUGUGUGAUGAGUGUGAGCCGUAUCCUGGUUGUAUGCAUGGAACUUGCAAAAAACCUUGGGAGUGCCUCUGCAACGAAGGAUGGGGAGGUUUAUUUUGCAACCAGGACUUGAACUUUUGUACGAACCACAAACCGUGCCAAAAUGGUGGCACCUGUUUCAAUACCGGUCAGGGUUCAUACACAUGUCAAUGCCCUCCAGGUUACACGGGAACUGAUUGUGAAGUUCGGAUCAGUGAUUGUGCAGCAACUCCUUGCCUGAACGGAGGUGUGUGUCAUGACCAGAAACCUAAUGGUGGUUACAGAUGCGAUUGCCCCAAAGGUUGGAUUGGGGCACACUGUGAAAAGGAUACAAUAACAUGUGCGGAGAAACCAUGCAUGCAUGGAAUUUGCAGGGAUACCAAUAUAGGGUUUAAAUGUGAAUGCCCAGUAAGUUAUAAUGGAACCACCUGCGAAAUACAUGUCGACGAAUGCAAUCCGAAUCCUUGUGAAAACGGGGGUUUAUGCUCCAAUAAAGGCGACACAUUUAAAUGUCAAUGUUCCAGUGGAUACAAUGGUAUACGGUGUGAAAUAAAUAUCGACGACUGUCUAGGUAUUCCUUGUCUCAACGGAGGAUCGUGUGUGGACAUGAUAAAUCAAUUUCGAUGUCAAUGCGUUCCAGGUUUUAUUGGUUCGCUAUGUGAAAACAAAGUAGAUCUAUGCUUAACAAAGCCUUGCGCAAAUGGAGGAACAUGUACAAACUUGAAUAAUGACUACAGUUGCAGGUGUCGGGCAGGUUUUACCGGUAAAGAUUGUAGUGUUGACGUGGAUGAGUGCAGUUCAUCGCCAUGCAAAAAUGGUGGCACAUGCGUUAAUAGAGUUAAUAGUUUUCAAUGCGUUUGUGCGGGUGGAUUCCGUGGGGCAACCUGUGAAGAAGAAGCCCUGUCGGCCAACUGGGACUCAGCAGCUGGAAGCAUAUCAGCACAUAUUGCCAGUGUACAUCAUGAAGCACAAAGCGGAAGAAGUGACGGGCUCAGUAGUAGUCAGAUUGUGUUGAUUGCUAUUUUUUCCGUGGCUACGCCUUUGGCCGCGUUCAUAGCGACUGCUGUCGUGAUUUGUAUGAAACGUAAACGGCGCAGGGAGCAGGAAAAAGACGAUGCUGAAGCACGCAAACAAAAUGAACAAAACGCCUCACAUAUGACGCAUCACCAUCAAAACUCGAUGUCAUCGAAAAGAAGCAGCAAUAGCGCCCUUACUAAUCUCGAUACAUCCCAUCAUAUGAUUAAAAAUACAUGGGACAAAAGUGUGAAUAAUAUGGCUACUUCAGCGAGCUUGGACGAGGGUUGCCUGAUGAACAGCAAUUUAUAUAGUGGUAUUACCGGUGCGUUUGGAGAGACAAAUUCAAGCAGUAGUGAACAGUGUUAUCAUGCGACAGCUAUUCCGACUACUUUACAACGUGCCAGAUCACAGAAGCAACUAAAUACCGAUCCGAUGGUGAUACAUCGUACGUCUCAGAUGAUUGUGGGACAGUCGUCACAAUUGCCAUCAGUCGGACCUAUAGGAGUUCCUGCUUCUUCUACCUCAUCGACUGCUCCUGCGGCCAGUACCAAAGAGACGUUAUUAGAAAAACGAAUAUCGGUACUUUCCGAUGCUAGUUUAUGUAACACUCGGUGGAGUACAGGCCUGCAAUCCCGACAAACUGUUGGCCCGUGCAGUCCACCGCACAUUUAGGAUCUUAUAGGAUUUUUAAAUUAUUUUCAGUUUUUCUAAAGAGAUCUCUUUCGUUUAGUGCAAACGAAUACGUUUCAACUUUAAUUUAAUAAGUAUGAUAAUCAAAAAAAAAAUAUAAAUGGCGGCAGGUUGAAAUGUAAAAUCAUAAUUUCAAUAAUUUCGUUGAUAUUCUUAGCUGAACAAAAAUUGAACAGCGGAGUAAAAAUCGUAAGUCAAGAAUUUUAGAGCGUCAUACAAAUAGACGAACAGGGUUUUUGAUAUAUUGUGCAUUGUAAAUUUUUAGGUUCAUGAUCGGAGUACGUCUAACUCAAAAUUUUUUAAAUGAGCCGCUUGCUUCGAUUUCGCUUAGGCAUAGAUCUCGAUUAUAUGCUUUUAGUUUUCUUUUUUACAAA
Topomyia yanbarensis is the source of this 3710-nucleotide messenger RNA. It is a transcript of the gene Delta, whose product is annotated as neurogenic locus protein delta. Lineage: Eukaryota; Metazoa; Arthropoda; Insecta; Diptera; Culicidae. The record is from RefSeq and is a predicted model, not a curated record. The transcript is spliced from 6 exons. Gene Ontology annotation, biological process: multicellular organism development; cell communication; Notch signaling pathway. Gene Ontology annotation, cellular component: membrane. The coding region runs from base 850 to 3318 and encodes 822 amino acids. Gene Ontology annotation, molecular function: calcium ion binding.